AUGGGGUGCUUCACAUUUGUCAAAGUAAUGAUGAUUUUGUUCAACAUGCUUAUCUUUCUGGCCGGCCUCACCCUCCUGGGCGUGGGCAUCUGGGUGAGCGUGGACGGCAGCUCCUUCCUGAAGGUCCUGGGCCCGUUCUCGGGCAACGCCAUGCAGUUUGUCAACGUGGGCUUCUUCUGCAUCGCCAUCGGGGCGGUGCUGGUGCUGCUGGGCUUCAUGGGCUGCUACGGGGCCCAGAAGGAGAGCAGGUGUCUCCUCAUCAUGUUCUUUGCCAUCGUCCUGAUCAUUUUCAUCGCUGAGGUGGCAGCUGGAGUGGUGGCCCUGGCGUACUCGUCGUUUGCGGAGGGCAUUCUCAAAGCCUGGGCAACCACAGCAUUAAAAGAAGAGUACGGCAAAGUGGAAGUUGUCACAAAGAUAUGGAACACCACCAUGACCGAACUUAAGUGCUGUGGCUUCACCAACUACACGGACUUCCAUGACUCCUACUACUAUGACCACAACACCCAGAACUACCCACCGGCCUGCUGCAUUGGCCACUCCAGCCCCUGCAGCAACACUACUGCCAAACACAGUGACAUCCAGGGCUGCUUUGAGCAACUGCUGACGAUCCUCCAGAAGAAUGCCAAUAUCGUUGGAGGAAUUGCCGCGGGUAUCUGUGGAGUGGAGGUGGCUGCUAUGGUCGUGUCCAUGUACUUGUACUGCUACCUGGACAAACACGCCAGAUAAACGACUGAUCAUGGCCUAUAUUUCAUGAAUUAUAAAUGUGUGUAUGUGUGUGGGUGGGUGUGUCUGUCUGUCUGUCUGUCUGUCUGUCUAUGUGUGUGUGUGUGUGUGUGUGUGUGUGUGUGUGUGUGUGUACACAAGCAUAAGUUUCUACUGGCUUCUCUGUCAACAUAAAACAAUAUAACAGAGACUAUUUUUAGGAGAUAUUAACAUUAUGUAAAUAGUUUGAAAAAAUAAUAAAUUGAUCAACAUUACGUUGGAAACAGCAAAAAAGAAUGAGAUGCUACAUUUAAGAAAUUCUUACUGCUCCUCCUAAACUGUAUUAUAUUGAAAAUUAGAGUUGCUUUAUCACUUAUUAGAACAUGCCUUAAAAGAACCUUGGGGACAUUUUCAUGUAUAACCAACUAAUAUUAUUUCAGUAAAUUAGACAAUAAAAAAUGUUGCUAC
Molecule: messenger RNA, 1170 nt
Organism: Sardina pilchardus (European sardine)
Lineage: Eukaryota; Metazoa; Chordata; Actinopteri; Clupeiformes; Clupeidae
Product: tetraspanin-1
Exons: 7
Coding region: 1-726 (241 amino acids)
Cellular component (GO): plasma membrane
Source: RefSeq, a predicted model, not a curated record